AUGUUCAUAACCGUACACAAGAUUUUCAGUUUAUUAUUUUUAUUAGCUACUACAAGCAAUGCUAUAGAAAUUAUUCUGCUUUGGCUUGAUUAUGCUGAAUUUAAUUUAUUUUAUAAUAAAUCUAUUAAUAUCACCUUCCUUUAUAAUUUACUCUGAAAAAGUAUAUAGCAGUUUCUCCAGACAAUUCUUAUAGAAGCUCAGAUUUAUGGAAUGACACGUAUUUUAUGGACUUAUCCGAGAGUUUUCAGUUUAUUAUCGACUUUCACAUUUGCAAUUACUCAAGCAUCAACUAUUGUGCAGAAAAAUACCCGAAUUCGUUAAUUUUACUUGAUUUUUCAGAAGACUCUUAUAUUCAAUAUACCCUUUUAGAAUUUUGCAAUUAUCAUUUUUUAGUCCAUUUAUAGGCAUAUCAUUAAGAUAGCCCGAUAUAGAGGUCAAAAGUUACCUCUUUGCCCAGCCAACUCAGGCUGGCCGAAUCAAUUGGAGCUUUUUGACUUCUAUCCCUCGCCUAUAUCGGGCUAUCUUAGGGAUAUACCUAUAGUGUAUCAGCACAACUUUAAGUAUAAUGAUGGAUUGACUUAUUCAGCAGUUUCUUCUUUAUCAGACCAAAUGGAUGCGUUUUAUUCUUUAAUGGAACAUUUUAAUUGAACUCAAGGUGCUGCUUUUAACAAUAAAGAAAAUUAUGAGAUAAAAGACAGAUUUUUAAAUUUUUCGUCAUUCAUGUCAAUUCUGACUAUUGAAUCCUUGGAAGAUAUAGAAAAUCUUGUAAACCAAACAGUAGCAAGAAUGGGAGCAACCCUUUACUAUCUUUUAACAUCGCCUUCUGAGUCAAUAAAACUGCAAAAUGCUCUUACCAAAGGCAAACUUUUGACAAAAGGAAACGGAAUUUUACUUAACCAAGAAAGCGCAUAUGGAUGUAGCAUUGAUGGGUCUUUGAUCGUCACUGAAGCUGGCAUGGAAUUUGCCGAGUCUACUAUGGAAUAUUAUGAAAAAUCUUUAAAAAGUAUUUUAAAACUUAUAAUCCAAAACUCAAUAGAAACUUUUUCAGAGCUGCAAUACUUUUUAGAGUCAGAGCUUGAAAAUCAUUAUAAUAAAGCCAGAUAUUCUAUUGUCACGUGUCUUCACACGAGGUCUACUCCAUAACGACUAUUUUUUUUUGGCCUAUUUUUUUUUGGCCUAUUUUUUUUUGGCCUAAUUUUUUUUGGCCUAUUUUUUUUUAACCUAUUUUUUUUUGGCCUAUUUUUUUUGGCCUAUUUUUUUUUGGCUAAAGGUGUAUUUUAUGUUGAUUAAAUCAUUUAAAAUGCAUUAAAAAUUAUAUUAAAAUCAUUAGUAUAAAAUUAGGCCCAAAUAUUAGUAAAAAAUAGCUAAAAAAUGGCCAAAAAAAAGUCAAAAAAAAUAGGUCAAAAAAAUAGGUUAAAAAAAAAUAGGCCAAAAAAAAAUAGUCGUCAUGAAAUAGGCCAAAAAAAAUAGGCCAAAAAAAAUUAGGCCAAAAAAAAAUAGUCUUUAUGGAGUAGACCUCGUGUGAAGGAACCCUAUUGUCAAUAUUCAGAAUGGAGAAAGAGUGGUUGUUGGGUCGAUUGUAGACAGAAAAAUUAAUUUUUUUGGAAAUCUAACAUUUCUUGGCGGGAUUAGCACUGUUCCAAAAUCAAUUAAAAAGGUGAUAGAUCUGAGCAUAACUGCUGGGACUACCAACCCAGGAGCUCUUCCUAGCACUACAACUAAGCUUGCUGCAAUGGGUGCUUUUGUGGCGCAAGAUGAAAUUAAUGCUGGAAAUUCAAUUUUGCCUAAUUUUCAAAUAUACCAAGCUGCGGAGUACAAGAAAUAAUAGAUAAAACUCUAAAAAUAAUUGUUUUGAAUAUAUCGCGCUAAAGGAGUACUCAAAAGCAGUUAUCGGGUAUAUCAAUGUUUAAUUUUGACUGUGGAGUUUCCCUCUAUAAUGCUACAUUUGCUUUUGGUGAAUUCCAAUGAUUGCAAACUUUUGAUAGUAUCCAUUUCAUCUAAAAACAUUUAGUCAAAAAUUUUUUAAAUGCUAACCAUUUGGCUGAAAUUUAACGGUUUUGUAUGGUAUCAAAAAAAACUUCAAAAAAUUUCCUAGGAAUCAAAAAUCCACAAUUAUUUGGCAUAGAGCCAUUUGCCACAGCUUGCUACAAGAACAAUGUCGAUAAAAUUGGCCAUUCUCAUCUCACUACUUUUGGAUCAGCAGUAGCAAUUGGGCAAUAUAAGAUUUUUAAAGCUCUAAAUGUGACAGUUCCCAGUAUAGGAAGCACUAAUGGUGAUGGUAGCUUAGCUUCUUCUACAAAUUACCCCUUAUAUGUCAGACUAUACACAUCACUGAUUUAUAGUAUACAUUUUUGUAAUAAAUCUACCAAUACAACGCUUCUUUUAUCAAUUACCGAAUUGCCAAAAAAUGUUAUAAAUGGUCAAUAUUGCUAAACGCCUUAGGCUGAAAAAACAUUGCAGCCCUUUAUGAGUACAAUACCUGAGGGAUAGGUGUCUAUCAAGCCUUAAACAUCUCAAUGCAAAAUGUUGGGAUCAAAAUAGUCAACCCUGAAGACUCAAGGCACAUGCCUGGAAAUCUUGACCGAAACGGUGUAAAAAAUUAUACCAAUAUUUUCCAGACCAUAAUUAACACCCAAGCAAGACUUAUUGUAAUGAUGCUGCAGUGUCCAAUGUGCAAUUACGUGAUUGAGCUUCUUUAUGAUAUGGGUUUGAGGAGAGGAGAUAUAGUGAUUUUAGCUGGCUCCCAAGAUGUCUCAGCCUGCAUUGCUACAAAUGACAGCUAUAGAAAUUGCCCGAGGAUGGCGCUAUAUUGCGCCAUCCUCGGGCAAUUGGAGACACGGCUCCCACACGGGAAUUGUGUUCCACGUGUGGAGCCAUUUUUCCACGUGGGAAAAUGUGGAUUCCACACGUGGAAAAAUGGCUCCACACGUGGAUACGGUUCCCGUGUGGAGCCAAUUUUCGCUUGCCCUAGGAUGGCGCCAUAUAGCGCCAUCCUAGGGCAAAUCCUAUAUUUAUAUAAAAGAGUAGAGCUGGGGGUGUCUAUGAUAAGAUUAAGUGUACCUUAUUGGGUAGGGAGUAUAGGGGAAAAUACUAGGGAUGGGAUUUCAGAGAAAUAUAAUAUGACUACUCCUAAUUCGUUUGGGUGCUAUUAUUAUGAUUCUCUGUACCUUGUGGCGAACGCCUUGGAUUUUAUGAUAGAUAGAGGGUAUGAUUAUGCAGACCCUUAUAUGCUGAUGUCGACUAUUAGAAAUACUAAAUUUACUGGCUGCUCUGGGCUUAUUAGUAUUGGGAAAGGAACAAAUGAUAGGAAUUUUGAGUUUUUUUAUAUUGAGGAAAAUAAAAAUAGAUGAUCAAUUAAUAAAAAAAGGUUAAAUUUGGCUAUAAGAGGGAAACCUACUAGCCUUUACCUCGUUUGGCUCCAAAAUAGCCUCCUCCUCGCCCCACGAGACGAAAGAGGGAAAUAAAGGCUGCCGUCUUGAAUUUCGGAUCUGAACCGCCUUUAUAAGGGAUUAGCUCCCUAGGGCAGAGAGACUGUCUGCAGAGUGCCCUGAUAGCCUCAAAAAACCAUUUGGUAGGCAAAACCUGUCUAGUCCAUCUGGCAAGGACAAGAUAACAUUUGGGGGAGAAGCAAACUUCCCUCCUCAGCAAAGCAUCCCCAAGCCUGAAGAUCUAAUUCAAAAUGAACAGAGGUCCUGUUUUCAGCUUCAUCAGGAUGGGUCCUACCUGCUCCAUAGUGAGUGCGCCUCGGAGUCCAAUCUCCAUCAGCGCCAUUAUUCGUUUCUUUAGAUGAUCAAGGGAUACCUUAUAUACACCUUGUAGGAAAAUUAUACCCAUUUGGCACUCAAGUCAUUAAAUAUGUAGACACUCUGAUUUACCCUGAUGGGACUUCCAUAAAGCCAACUGAUUUCAGAAAUGCCAAUUACAAAUGCCCAUUUUCCAGCAAAGAAGUCCAAACUUUUCCUAAAGGUCGUAUUUUAGUAUUCGGAAUUUGUUUUACUAUUGCAUUUAUCACAGUGCUUAUAACAUUUUUUAUAUGGAAAAAAUGAUGGAAUAUUCCUAUUGAAGAACUUAAAGAAAAAAAAGAAAUUUCCUUUCAGGAUUUUGUUGUGGGCGCUACAAUAGCAAUCGAGUUAUUCCAGUUUUGUAAUAUGGGGCCUGAUUUUUCUAUUGUAGAACCCUUUUUGUAUAAUGUCAGCGAUGUGCUUUCUAUGAAUUUAGAGUCUGUUAUAAAGCUAAAAAAUGGGGUGUUUUGGAUUGUGGUUGAUGUGGUAUAUGGAGGAAUUGUGCUAUGGGUUAUUUUGUGCUUGGUCGUUUUAUAUAGACUUGAUGAAAAGUGGAGAUUUUGGUGGAUUUUCAGAUUUUUAGGCUGGCUUGGGGAUAUACUUAUGCCGAUUUUAGGAAAUUUGUGUUUUAUUCCUUUUGUUAUACAUAAAAUGGCCGGAGACGAGCGACCCGUCCUUCCGUGGCGGGUGUCCUUAUGUAUACCGGACGUGGUUUUUGGAUGCGGAGAGCUACUCAAGGAAAGAGUUAGCCUCGAGGCGAGAGGCCCAGCCCAAUUUCCGCUGAUUUUGGGACUUGACCCGGGCAGCAGUUUUUCGCUUUCUUUUUGCCAGUAGCGCCGAGACCAGACUCGGUGUCCGAAAGAGGCAGGGUGAGUUACCUGCCUAAGCUACUUGGUGGCUUAGCCCCGAAUCCCGUAAGGGGUUGAGUUUUUUCUUGGAGAUAAUCCGGGAAAAAGGGGAGGCGAAGCUCGACACAGAUCUCAAGGGCGCAAGUCUCUCCAGUCGAAAAGGGUCCCGAUCAAAAGGGGCGAUCUGGCCAGAGGCAAGCAGGGUUGGGUAGACUUGGCCUCGAGUUGGAAAUUGAUGGUUCCCGGCAAAAUCCGUAUGACCCGGAUCAGGAGGGAAAUUGCCACUACCGAGAAACCGGGUUUCGGCCCGGGCUCGAAGUGCCUUUAGGGAGCCCACCCCGCAGCGGUUCCGCUGCGGAAAGCGAAGACUUUGGAAGUGGGGACUAUAAAUACACAGCUUAAAUCUAAUCUAAUCUAAUCUAUUCCUUUUGUUUCGAUAUGUUUAGAUAUUUUUUUGUGUGACCAAUCAAUAGGUGACGAUUUCACUGAUAGCUUUCUUAGCGCAGAUUGCUAUUAUUUCUGUUGAAAAGAUACCCAUUUAAUUUAUGCGAUUUUUUCAUUUUUUGCUUUAUUAGCCUAUGAGCCUUUUGCUGUAUUCUGCCGGCCUCUUUGGCAAGAAUUUCAGCCAAUUUUACAUGUGAAAACUCUUCCAUUAUAUUUAAUGGUAAAAACAGUAGUUCAGACCAUUAUUAUUGUCCUCAGUAAGACUCUUCAAAGAGCCCAAAACCUGGCUCAUGCAAUAGUUUUUGUGCUAUUAAUGACUGGCUAUGCUAUAUUUAUUUUUAGAAUGAAGCCAUAUAACUAUGCAAGAUUUAGCUUCUGACAAGGACUUAGUAUAGUGGGAGUUGUGUGACUGAGCUUAUUGUUAGCUAUUGGGCUCGGGCUUGGAGAUAAUGGUCUUUCAAUUCCAUUGCUAUGCUGCUGAAUAAUUGGGUGACUAUUUUUAUUAUUUUUUGGACUAUAUGUACAAUUUAAAAAAUACCCUAGUUUGUUAAUCACCAAAAAAUCAAGGGAUACAAGUACACUGUUUAGAUUUGCUUUUACGUUUGGAAAUAAAUCCAAAAAUUCACUGAAUGAAAUUCACAAAAUGAGCACUCAUCAUAAAACUAUGCCAUUGGGCUAA
Molecule: messenger RNA, 5753 nt
Organism: Blepharisma stoltei
Lineage: Eukaryota; Ciliophora; Heterotrichea; Heterotrichida; Blepharismidae
Source: the annotation of a GenBank genome assembly